Molecule: messenger RNA, 1296 nt
Organism: Cicer arietinum (chickpea)
Lineage: Eukaryota; Viridiplantae; Streptophyta; Magnoliopsida; Fabales; Fabaceae
Product: guanylate kinase 3, chloroplastic
Biological process (GO): purine nucleotide metabolic process
Cellular component (GO): cytosol
Molecular function (GO): GMP kinase activity
Source: RefSeq, a predicted model, not a curated record
GGUAGUUGAUGUAUAAUUUUGACCAAAUUUCAUCUUCAAAAAUCAAUUGAAUCUUAAUUACUACAGUUUACAGUAAUAAUAAUCUCCAUGAUUCGAAGGCUUUUGAACUCUUCUCUCACCCAUCUUCCAGUUCCAUCUCUACAACCACCACUCAAAACACAACCCAAAAACAACUUUAACUUCUUCUUCCCCAUUUUGAAUUCAACUACCCAUAACCGUUUCUCCCACAUGGGUGAUGCUCGCAGACCCUCACCGGUCCCCAUCCCAUCUCUCGACAAAGCCGACCGCUCCGAACUGCUCCGUGCCCUAGAAGCUUCCUUAGGUUCGUCCUUCAGUUCUGAACCUCUAAACCCUAACCCUAAACCUCUCAUUAUCGUAAUCAGUGGUCCCAGCGGCGUCGGAAAAGACGCUCUCAUCUCCCGCCUCCGUGACUCCCGUCCUGGUAUCCACUUCGUCGUCACCGCCACCACUCGUCCCCGGCGUCCCUCCGAAACCGACGGAAAAGACUAUCUCUUCGUUUCGAAAGACGAGUUCUUAAAAAUGGUGGAAAAAGAUGAGCUUCUCGAGUACGCUUUGGUUUACGGCGAUUACAAGGGGGUUCCGAAGCAGCAGAUUAGGGAUUUCAUGGCGAAAGGAUACGACGUCGUUUUGAGAGUUGAUAUUCAAGGUGCGCAGACUUUGAGGAAGGUUUUGGGGAAAUCGGCUGUUUUUGUGUUUUUGGUGGCGGAGAGUGAGGUGGCUAUGGUGGAGAGGUUGGUUGAUCGGAAUACGGAGACGGCAGAGUCGUUGCUUGUUAGAAUUGGAACUGCUAGAGAGGAAAUGAAGCAUGUGAAGAAUUUUGAUUAUGUUGUUGUGAAUGCUAAGGAUAAGCUUGAAAAUGCUGUGAAAUUGUUGGAGUCUAUUAUUGAUGCUGAGAAAGCUAAGUUAGGAAAUUGGGGAUGAACUUCAUUGAAAUUCAAGGUGUUAUUAGAGGAAGGAGGGGUUGGAUUGCAAACUUUGCUCUAGCACGUGGUUUUCUCCCAUUCGAAAUGUCAAAUCUCCUCCAACUCCAAGGGAAGGGAUUGUUAUUUGUGCAAACCUCUGCAAUUUGAUCGGCUGAAGUAAUUUGAGUAAAAGUGCAUUUGAUUUAUACUUGAUUUACAAUAGGUCUGAUUUAUACUAUAAAUUCAGAUAUCUAUACUUGAUUUACAAUAGGUCUGAUCUCUUUCUGGACUCUGCUGUGACGGGUUUUGUAAUACUAUGUUUUUGUUUUUAGGAUUGUGAUUGUAUAUAAAAAUCAAAUUAUAAUUUUAACUA